UCUCAUUCUACAUUAUUGGGUAUUUAUCUGAUAUUUAUCAGGUGUGUUCAGGUACGGAUUACUCCGUACAUCAAUCCAUCUAUAUCUCCCGGCUAGAUCUCCAUCUCCAUCCUCGGUAACUAGUUGCUGAUUGUUGUUGUCCAGCCACUUGAUUCAUAUAAACAAACCCUCCCAGCCCCCAUCUUUCUCUCUCUCUCUCUCUCUUCCCCUCUUCUUCCUUUCGACUUUCUUCCUGUUCUGACCGCCACAUCCCGUUCAGAUCCAUUGAUUGUUUUAUCUUGGAUUGAUCAUACUUCUCUCCAUCCAUCCAUCCAUCUCAUUCUUCCCCCGUGAUUUGUCCUUAUCGUUCCCCACGACACGAUCCUCUCUGUCACAUACACGUCUCCACCUCCCCCACCAUGUCCGUCAAGUUCCAAGACAAGGCCCAGGAUGAGGCGGCAAAGUCCAUCCGCAAAGAGACCAAGGAAUUGGCCCAUCAUGUCGGCGAGCGAUUGACCGGCGGCAACCCCCAGACGGGCUACCUCGCUCUCUAUCUCAAACAUCUGCAAUCCAACCCCUUGCGCACCAAGAUGUUGACCUCCGGUGUCCUCUCCGGUCUCCAGGAGUUCCUCGCCUCCUGGAUCGCCCACGAUGUCAGCAAACACGGCCACUACUUCAGCGCGCGCGUCCCCAAGAUGCUCCUCUACGGCAUGUUCGUCAGCGCCCCGCUGGGCCAUCUCCUCGUCGGCAUCCUGCAGAAGAUCUUCGCCGGCCGCACCAGCCUCAAGGCCAAGGUCCUGCAGAUCCUCGUCAGCAACCUGCUCGUUUCUCCCAUCCAGAACGGCGUCUACCUCGCCUCCAUGGCCGUCAUCGCCGGCGCGCGCACCGUCCACCAGGUCCGCGCCACCGUCAAGGCCGGUUUCAUGCCCGUCAUGAAGGUCAGCUGGGUCACCUCCCCGCUGGCGCUGGCGUUUGCCCAGAAGUUCCUGCCCGAGCACACCUGGGUUCCGUUCUUCAACAUUAUCGGUUUCUUUAUUGGGACUUAUGUCAACACCCAUACUAAGAAGAAGCGUCUGGAAGCGCUGCGGAAGCGCUACGACCAGCGCCGCAGUGGCCCCGGCAGCGAAUACGACAAGGAAUACCGGUAGAUCAUCUUGUCCGCGAGCCUUUGAUACCCUACUCUACUCUUGACUCUCAACCAAAGCAACUAAAGAAGCCAUCACUAUGAACGACGGUGAUUCUUAUUUAUCCCCCUGUACGUGCUCCGAAUAAUGCUGUAUCUUCUAUGUUCUAUGUUUCGAUCUAUCCUGUUUUGGCGUGGAUAGAGAUGCUGUAAUGAUUUAUUCUUUUAUUCUCUUGUUUGUCGAUAUAUGCAAUACACUACUAUCUAUACUAUGUUAUGCGAGAUAAAUCUUGUUUGUUUUACCUAUCUUUAGUGUUGCUAGGUAGAUGGGGAAGUAGGUGGAGUAGUAUAAGACG
Aspergillus campestris IBT 28561 is the source of this 1458-nucleotide messenger RNA. Its product is annotated as Mpv17/PMP22 family protein. NCBI's taxonomy places the organism in Eukaryota, Fungi, Ascomycota, Eurotiomycetes, Eurotiales, Aspergillaceae. The record is from RefSeq and is a predicted model, not a curated record. The transcript is spliced from 4 exons. Gene Ontology annotation, cellular component: cytoplasm; membrane. The coding region runs from base 399 to 1127 and encodes 242 amino acids.